Messenger RNA from Lucilia cuprina (Australian sheep blowfly), 1746 nucleotides. RefSeq names its product fatty-acid amide hydrolase 2-B. The record is from RefSeq and is a predicted model, not a curated record. The transcript is spliced from 6 exons. NCBI's taxonomy places the organism in Eukaryota, Metazoa, Arthropoda, Insecta, Diptera, Calliphoridae. Bases 131 to 1720 code for a protein of 529 amino acids.
UUAUUUACUUUGUCUGUUGUGGUUGUGGUUCUUAUACUACCGGUAUCUUGUCUGGAAUUUGUUUUUAUUUUUGUUUUUUCUUUUUUUGCUAUUGCAAAAAUACUUUUUUCAUUUCUUGUUUAGAGAAAAUAUGGAAUUCUUUUUAAGAUUAAUACAAUUUAUGGUGAAAAUAGUUUAUUUACUAGUAUACUUUGUCUUGAACUUUGUACUGCCUCGAAAAAAAGAACAAACUAUACCACCGAUUAAAAACAAAUUAUUAACUUUAUCAUUAGUGCAAUUAGUGCAGCGUUUAAGACUGCAUCAACUAACUUCAAAGGAAUUGGUAGAAGCUUACAUAGAGCGCAUAAGAGAAGUCAAUCCCUAUGUGAAUGCGGUAAUAGAAGAGAGAUUUGAAGAAGCUCUCAAAGAUGCCGAAAGAGCUGAUAAUAUGCUUAAUAAAUGUCCUUUGGAUCAGACAAAGGCAUUGUUUACACAAUAUCCCAUUUUGGGUAUACCAUUUACCGUUAAAGAGUCUUGUGGACUAAAAGGUAUGUCCUAUGUUAUAGGUAGUUUAGAACGUGUGAAUAAGAAGGCUCCACGCGAUUGUACACCGGUAGAGAACUUUCGUUCGGCUGGCGGUAUUCCUUUAUUGGUAUCGUCUAAUCCGGAAUAUUGUUUUAGCAUAGAAACUAACACCUUUACAAAUGGCCGCUGCUUAAAUCCCUAUGAUUUUCGACGUACCUGUGGAGGAUCUUCGGGAGGGGAGGGUGCUUUACAUGGUAGUGGUGCCUCUUUAUUUGGCAUUGGAUCAGAUAUAGCUGGUUCAAUACGUAUACCUAGUUUAUUUAAUGGUGUCUUUGGUCACAAACCCACCGGAGGUUUAAUAUCAAAUCAAGGACAUUUUCCCAAUUCAGAUGAUCCCGAUUGUUUGGAAUAUUUGCAAAUGGGUCCUAUUACCCGCUUUGGCAGAGAUUUGGGUUUGUUGUUACAAAUAAUGGUGGGAAAAGAGGCGCAUAAAUUGGAAUUAUUAGCACCAGUCGAAACAAAAGACAUUAAAGUAUUUUACUGGUUUGGUUUUGAAGGUCUCAAUGGGUUUCUUCACCAAAGUGUAGCCUUCGAUAUACAAUUGUCUAUUAUGAAGGCCGUGAAAUAUUUCGAAAAGAAGGGCGCCACCACAGAACCCGCAAAAAUAAAACAUUUUCGUCAUUCUACUGAAAUAGCAAUGACUGGCAUUGGCCGUCUUAAAAAUUUUCCAUAUCUCAUGAGAAAUGACAAUAAACCUCCUACUGUUAGAGAAAAUUUAAAAGAGUUAAUUAAAAGUUUUUUGGGCUAUUCCAAAUACACCAAGGAAGCUUUAAUUUUUGAACUGAUGAGAUCGACAAAUGUUUUUAUGCCCAAGGCAAACAAUCAAAAAUAUGAAGCAGAAGCGAAACAAUUAAAACAAGAAAUUGUGGAUCUUUUGGGUUCGAAUGGGGUACUCUUCUUUCCCACCUUUCAUGUUCCAGCUAUUCAUCACAACACCAGUGUUUUUCCCUUAUGGGGCAUUGAUUAUUGUUUAAUAUUUAAUGUUUUGGGUUUGCCUUGUACUCAUAUACCCAUGGGUUUGGAUAGCAAUGGUUUACCUAUAGGAUUUCAAGUGGUAGCAGCUCCUAUGCGUGAUAAGCUGUGUCUUCAAGUUGCUGGUGAACUUGAACAGGGUUUUGGUGGCUGGGUACCACCUACGAAACAUGAUUUUAAAUAAAAAUUAUAUAUAUCUUUUAUAGAAUA